Folsomia candida is the source of this 4134-nucleotide messenger RNA. RefSeq lists its product as uncharacterized. Gene Ontology annotation, biological process: chromatin remodeling; regulation of transcription by RNA polymerase II. The transcript is spliced from 13 exons. The record is from RefSeq and is a predicted model, not a curated record. Gene Ontology annotation, molecular function: DNA-binding transcription factor activity, RNA polymerase II-specific; RNA polymerase II cis-regulatory region sequence-specific DNA binding. Bases 543 to 3710 code for a protein of 1055 amino acids. Lineage: Eukaryota; Metazoa; Arthropoda; Collembola; Entomobryomorpha; Isotomidae.
CCAGCAGCAACAGUACGUCAAGUGAAUCUCAGUUCAUCCACAACAAGACUCCGUCAGCCAACCACCACCACCACUGCCAGAUGAACACGAAAGUGGCUUCAUCUCGAUCUCCACUUAACUUUCUCCGACUUACCCUUUCCCACUCAUUCAGCCAUUCAGCCUCCGUGGAAGAACACAUCACUGCUCCAGCUAAAGAGAUCAGCUCCUUCUCGAACCCUUCACCCACAGACUCGUCUCAAUUUCAACCCUUUCUCAACUUUAUCCACUUGCCCGUCUCAAAUCGCUCCUCAGUCGUCUCAACUUUCUCUCUGGAGGUAUCAUACUUGCACAUCCUCGUGCAAGCGUACUAAACCCCGCUCUUCUCUGGCUACGAUAUUUUCAACAAUCUCAGAGAAAAGGUGUAAAGGUCUCAACUUCCAGCUACCACAAUCCCAGCAGCCAAACUUGACAAUCGUUUUAACAAAAUGAAAAAACUUGAAACUUUGAAAGUUUGACUGAUUAAAUUGGUCGAGUUUAAAUCAACACAGUCAAAAUAAAGUAACAUGGAUUUUCAAAGUGCAAUGGAAACAUUUGCUGAAGCAUGGGUGGCAGCCAACACGGGAAAGUUUUCUUCGGGAGCCGUGGUCAACCCGCUGGCCACAACUGGGUCGCCAUUGGACUUCAACAAAGCAGCCGAGUCAAUCAUCCAACAGCAAUUGGGGAAAGGAGCCGGGCUUUACCCAGCACAGCAGCAGCAGCAUCAACCCAUUGAAAACGGCGGAUUAGAUUAUCCGUCCAAAAUCCACCCGAGGAGCAUCACUCCACUCAGUGCAGUUUUACCGCUUGGUGGUGGUGGAGGUGGUAUGGACCUUUCUCCCUCUUCCAAGAGGAUCAAAUCUGGAUUUUCUCCACCGUCCUCGCAGCAACAACAACAGCCAGCGACGAUCGGAACAAUGGGACACGCUGCCAACUCGGCUGGUUCCUCCAACAGGAAAAUCUCACAAGGGCUUCACCAUCUUCCGGAGUUUGACCACGCUGGUCUCUUCCUUCCUUCAAGUGGACAUCACCCUUCGGCCGCGUCAGUCUCCUCCUCAUCGGCUGCUGCAGCGGCCGCUGUCCUCGUGGGAAAGUCUCUGCCAAUCCAUUGUGUGAUCGAGGUGAUUGACAAGGAGGCUGAGAACUGUUUGGGCCGUGGGAGCGGUCCUUCUUCCUCUGGAGGUGACAACAAUAAUGGGGCUCGAGGUGGAGAUAAGACAGCGUCUGGGAAAAGUGAGACUUGUGGAAGUGGCAUUGGCAACCCUGCCAAUAGUGGUGGUGCUGGUUCGCUUCACGCUGGUGGAGUGAAAAUCGUGGAAGUUGAUGAUUUUGUCAUCAUUCCGGUCGGGACCCCUUUUCAAGACGUUGUUAUAACUGUUCUCACUCUUUUGGGCUAUCCUAAAGACGUCAUACAACAAGCAGAAGGGUCAAUUCUGCUAAAGAAUUGGAAACCCUUAAGAUUGGAUCAAGUGUGUGACUCGCCCCAUAAAACAGUCGGAGACAUUCUCAAUGACCUCACGAAUCAUGUUACACUCCAAGUUCUAGUCACCAGACCCAAAGGAGGACCUGCUGAAGAUCUGAAGGAAAAGUUACUCCGAUUGCUGCUCGCUCAGUCUUCAAACAUUCUCAUGGGAUCGGGCUGUCCAUUAGAUGAGGCAACCUUAGGCCAGUUGGUGAAGGGUCAGUGGCCACAAAAUUUGGCGGAAGAUGUCAAGCGACGAUUUGACCAGUGGUACUCUGUUCAUCAGCAAAAGUUAGCGAUGGGAUCGGAACAGACGCACCCAGCGCUUAGUCACAGUCACCACUCGACCUCGAACUCCCAUCAGAUCCUCUCAGGAAGCAAUGGGAACAACCGUGGCUCACCCACCAAUUUAUCAGUCAACUCAUCAUCAUCCCAUCAACACAGUCAUUUGGUCAAUGGGUCUUCGAUCGUCUCCUCGGUACGCCAUCAUCUUUUAGAUAAGACCGCGUAUGAAGAAGAUAACCACGCUGGUCAUCCGGUAUUCCAUGGUUUGACCACACAAAAAACAAGGAUGCGAACCAGCUUUGAUCCAGAGAUGGAAAUACCCAGGCUGCAACACUGGUUUUCAGAAAACCCACAUCCAUCGAGGCAUCAGAUUCAGCAGUACGUGCGUGAACUCAAUACACUAGAUUGUCGCAAGGAUAGGAAACCUCUUGAUCUCAAUAAUGUCAUAUAUUGGUUUAAAAAUUCAAGAGCAUCCUUUAAAAGAAACGAGCUGCGAUAUAAUGGAUACUCCCCAAAUCAGAGCUUUUCCCAUCUCCACUCUCAAAAUUCAGGUUCGAACCCUCGUCGUCACGGGGAGGACAACAAAGGCGAUGUUCAGUUGCACUCUGGAGACCGUGACGAGCGAGACUUUAGCAACGAAAACUCUGGCAGCAAUUGCCGGGACUCUUGCGAUGACCAUGAUCAAGAUAUGAAGGAAUACCAUAGGGUGGAGAUGGAUGGGGACAAUGAUGAGAGUGAAGAGAGAGCAGAUAAUCAGAGAGAGUCCAUUAGCAAGAGAAAUGAAGAAUGCGGUGGUGUUGGAGAGAAUGAGGAGGAAGAGGACGAGAUAAAAGUGGUGAUCAAAGAGGAAAUACAAGAUGAGGACUUUAUUAGCGUGGAUGUGGAACUCUCCGAAGGCACGGGGGGCAAUUUGAAUCUUACUCCUCACCAAAGUCCAGGUAGUGGUGGUGGAGGUGGUGGAAGUGGUGAAGAAGAGGGUGGAGAAAGUUGCAACAACAAUGAGCAACCUAAAGACCUGAGUUCUGGGAAGCCCCAGCAAAACCAAGAAAAGAACGUUCCACUCAAGAAAAAUGAGGAACAUGAUAAAAAAGAGUCCUCGACUCCCAUAGUCUCAAAAUCCCGUCAUCUACGCCAGCAGCAAAUGGAGCAGCAACAUCAGCAGCAAGAGCACGAGGGUGAAAGUAACUCCAGCUCACCCUCGGUAUCUCCAGCUCCUAGUUCACCAGGAAUGUCGCCCAACCAUCCGUAUGAUUUCUCUGCUCCCUCCAUGGUCAGCCGAUUUCAUCCCUUCUUCGACCAUCACUUCAUGGCUUACCGACACUUUAAUUCCUUCAACUUUGGGCAAAAUUUCCCUGGCUCAAAUGGCCCCGAAGGACAUCACAGUCCAUCUGGAUAUGAGUCCGCAAUGGGGUUGGUGGGACGAAAGAUUUCUCCAGGCAAACCAUCCCCAGGAAUGGAAGCCGCGUUCCAUGAUUUUCAGAAUGGAGUACCAAUGGUCCAAUCUAGAGGGGCGAGCGGAGGUGGGGGGUCCAUGGUUGGUGGUUCCACUGCUGGAGAUCACAUGUCCCGCAUCCGGGGUGAGGACUUGUUUGCAGCCAGAUCAGCCUCCAGUGCAGAGCUAAUUUCCUCAAUUAUCAACUCAAAUCGGGGAGACUUGGGCCUAAGUCCUCUAAAUUUAGGAAGCCAUCAUCAAAACCCAAACUCACUAGCGCUGGACGAACGAAGAAAGCGAAAUAGAACUUUCAUCGAUCCUGUGACAGAGGUACCUCGCCUCGAACAGUGGUUCGCCCUCAAUACUCAUCCCAGCCACAACCUGAUCCUAAAAUACACGGAAGAACUCAAUAGAAUGCCGUAUAGACAAAAGUUUCCCAAGCUCGAACCGAAGAAUGUUCAAUUUUGGAUGAAAAAUCGCAGGGCAAAAUGCAAGAGGUUAAAAAUGACGCUGUAAAUUAGGUCACAGCAACAUCAAAAUUGUUCUCGCUUUGAUAAUUGUAGUUUAUGUAGCCGUAAUUUUUAUCCAUUCCAUACAAUCCAAAGAUCGAAUAUUGAAAUAAUUUAAUUUUAGUAAUCUAAAAAAUGAUAACCUACCUCACACUUUGAACUCGUAAUGUACUUUUACUCAGGGAUGAAUGUCGUGCACAAGUUAUUAUUACAAUUCAGUAUUGCUCUCGUACAAUCUCGAUGGAAUGGAAAAUGAGCGAGUCACUUAAUAAAAUAAUGCAACGUUAUGUAUAAUCAAAAAAGUUAGGCUAACGAGUGGUAGUUUUUUUCAAUAAUACAUAUAUUUACCAAAGUAUAAGCUAAAUGUGUUUUAAACCUUCCUGUUUGAACCAAAGAUUACUUAUGAAAAUAAAUCAACCUUUAUUUGAUCA